AUUCAAGGCGUUUCUCAAGGAAAAACAAAGCCCACCCACCACCUUACCCCCAUUGUUAACCAGUAAAAGCCUCUCUCAGUUCUCUGCUAUGGCAGACGCUCCUUUCUUUGUUUUGUUCAUACAUUUUCACGCCCUUUAAUCUUUAAAUCCUUAAAAAGAUUUGACCUUUCUUUGUUUUUCCCCAAAACCCAAUCUUUUUUCAUUUGCUAAAUGCUAAAUUGAUGGCUAAAAGUUUGAUUUUUUGGAUUUUCUUGGUUCUAUGGUCGCCAUUGUUAAUGUUACAAGCUCAACACCAAGCUGAGAUUCAAGCAUUAAUGUCUUUCAAGCUUAAUCUUCAUGACCCAUUUGGAGCUUUAAAUGGAUGGGAUCCAUCAACACCAUCAGCUCCAUGUGACUGGCGUGGUGUUGCAUGUACUAAAAACCGAGUUACCGAGCUCCGUUUACCUCACCUGCAACUUGGUGGUCGACUCAGUAACCGUCUCUCCGACCUUAAAUUCCUCACCAAGCUCAGUCUCCGUUCCAACUCGUUCAACGGUACCAUACCGUCCACCCUCUCUCAAUGCAGGUUCCUACGCGCAGUUUUCUUGCAGUACAACUCACUCUCCGGGGGGUUCCCGUCGGAGAUAAGUAACCUCACCGAUUUGACUACCUUAAACUUAGCUCAAAACCAAUUUUCCGGCGAAAUCUCAUGUGAUCUUCCACGGAAUAUUAAGUAUCUUGAUCUUUCUUCGAACUUGUUUUCCGGUUCUAUUCCUAAAAGCAUUGGUAAUUUAUCUCAGCUUCAACUUAUUAAUCUGUCGUAUAAUCAGUUUUCCGGCGAGAUUCCGGCGAGUUUUGGUGAGCUUCAACAACUUCAAUAUCUAUGGCUUGAUUAUAAUUUAUUAGAAGGAACUUUGCCUUCAGCAUUAGCCAAUUGUUUUUCACUUGUUCAUUUUAGUGCUGAAGCUAAUAAGCUUAGGGGGGUUAUACCAGCUGCCAUUGGUAACUUACCUUAUCUUCAAGUUGUUUCAGUUUCUCGGAAUAAUCUCACCGGAACGGUGCCGGUUUCUUUGUUCUGUAAUGUAACCGUUCGGCCACCUUCGAUUCGGAUUGUUCAAUUGGGGUUUAAUUUGUUCAACAAUGUUGUUGGCCUUGAACAAUGUCACAGUGUUUUACAGGUUUUGGAUCUUUCAAGGAACCAGAUUGGUGGAGGUUUUCCGAUAUGGUUAAUGGAAAUAACGACGUUAACGAUGUUGGAUGUUUCCGGGAAUUCGUUUUCCGGUGAAGUUCCGGUUCAAAUCGGGAAUUUGUCCAAGUUGCAACAGCUGAAAAUGGCUAAUAAUUCAUUCUAUGGGAUGGUUCCUAUUGAGAUCAAGCAAUGUAGUUCAUUACAUGUUCUUGAUCUCGAAGGAAACCGAUUCUCCGGCGAAAUCCCGGGCUUUUUGAGCGAUAUGACCGGUUUGAAGGUUCUAUCUCUGGGGGGAAAUCUGUUUUCGGGUUCCAUUCCGAGUAGUGUUCAGAACCUUACCCAGCUAGAAACCCUGAAUUUGGGACAUAAUAACUUGAAUGGAACCUUCCUGGAGGAAAUAAUGGGGUUGAGCAAUUUGAGUACAUUGGACUUGAGUGGUAACAAGUUUUCCGGUGAGAUUCCCGCGAGUAUUGGGAACUUGAGUCAGGUUGUUGUAUUGAAUCUAAGCAAUAACGGGUUUUCAGGGAAGAUACCGGCGAGUUUAGGUGCAUUGCUCAAGCUAACUACACUCGAUUUAAGCAAGCAGAAUCUUUCGGGUGAACUGCCAUUCGAGCUUUCGGGUUUACCUAAUCUACAAGUCAUUGCAUUACAAGAGAAUAUGUUAUCUGGCGACGUUCCCGAAGGGCUUAGUAGUUUGAUGAGUUUGCGAUACGUGAAUCUAAGUUCAAAUUUAUUUUCCGGCCAUAUCCCGGAAACUUUCAGCUUUCUGCAUUCAUUAGCUGUGCUUUCAUUGUCUAAUAAUCGCAUAACCGGGAUGAUCCCUCCCGAGCUUGGGAACUGCACUGAGCUUGAAGUUCUUGAGCUUGGAUCGAAUUCUUUGACAGGUCACAUUCCUGCCGAUCUGUCUGGCCUUUUGAGGCUUAAUGUGCUCGAUUUGGGUGGUAACAACUUAACUGGAGAAAUCCCGGAGGAAAUCUCCAAGUGCUCAUCGUUGACCAGUUUGUUACUCGAUGGUAAUAGGCUUUCUGGGAGCAUACCGGAUUCAUUAUCUGAGUUAUCAAAUCUUACAAUGCUGGAUCUUUCUUAUAAUAGCUUGAGUGGAAACAUUCCGGCUAAUCUCAGUCUUAUACCCGCGUUGGUCUACUUCAAUGUCUCGAGUAAUGACCUAACCGGGGAAAUUCCGGUUAGUCUCAGUUCUAGAUUUAACAAUCCAUCGACGUUUGCAGGUAAUCAAGCGUUAUGCGGAAAGCCAUUGCAUCGGAAAUGCGAGGAUGUAGCCGAGAAGAACAGAAGGAAAAGAUUGAUUCUUUUGAUUGUAGCGGUAUCUUGCGCUGCAAGUCUUGUGUCAUUGUGUUGUUGCUUUUACGUUUUUAGUCUUUUGAGAUGGCGGAAGAAGCUCAAGGAAGCUGCCGGGGAGAAGAAACCAAGUCCAGCUAGGGCUAGUUCCGGAGCAAGCGGUGGUCGGAGCAGCACCGACAGUGUAGGGCUGAAGCUUGUUAUGUUCAAUAACAAGAUCACACUCGCUGAAACAAUCGAAGCAACAAGGCAAUUUGCUGAGGAGAAUGUACUUAGUAGAAGCCGAUAUGGGUUAGUCUUCAAAGCUUGUUACAACGACGGAAUGGUACUCUCUAUUCGCCGCUUACCAGACGGAUCACUCGACGAAAACAUGUUCCGUAAAGAAGCAGAAUUUUUAGGAAAAGUCAAACACCGAAACUUAACCGUCCUCCGCGGUUACUAUGCAGGACCACCCGAUUUAAGACUCCUUGUAUACGACUACAUGCCAAACGGCAACCUCGCAACACUCCUCCAAGAAGCAUCACACCAAGACGGUCACGUCCUUAACUGGCCAAUGCGUCACCUAAUCGCUCUCGGCAUUGCACGCGGUCUAGCUUUCUUACACGCUUCCAACAUGGUUCAUGGAGACACCAAGCCUCAAAACGUGUUGUUCGAUGCCGAUUUCGAAGCUCACUUAUCCGAUUUCGGCCUUGAUAGGCUCACAACACCCGCAGCACCCGAAGCUUCCACUUCCGCACCUGUCGGAACGUUGGGUUACGUAUCCCCUGAAGCUGUUCUAACCGGCGAAACCACCAAAGAAUCAGACGUAUACAGCUUCGGCAUCGUGUUGCUCGAACUACUCACUGGAAAAAGACCGGUGACGUUCUCCGAAGACGAAGAUAUCGUAAAAUGGGUGAAAAAACAACUUCAAAGGGGUCAAAUUGUUGAACUUUUAGAACCAGGGUUACUUGAACUUGACCCUGAAUCAUCAGAAUGGGAAGAGUUUCUAUUAGGGAUUAAAGUCGGGUUACUUUGUACGGCACCAGAUCCUCUUGAUCGACCAACAAUGGCGGAUAUCGUGUUCAUGCUUGAAGGUUGUCGUGUAGGAGCUGAUAUUCCUUCAUCAGCUGAUCCCACUUCUCAACAUUCACCGGCAUAAACCCGAAACCAAUAUGAAUUUGUUUUUUUUUAUUACUUUUUUUUCUGUCUCAUGAAAAAUUUUUAACCAAUUUUUUUAGUUUCAGAGAAAAUAUUAACCGUAGGGUGAAUUAUUAUUAUUAUUAA
This is a messenger RNA of Gossypium arboreum, 3727 nucleotides long. RefSeq names its product probable LRR receptor-like serine/threonine-protein kinase At4g36180. Gene Ontology annotation, molecular function: protein kinase activity; receptor serine/threonine kinase binding; ATP binding. The coding region runs from base 222 to 3602 and encodes 1126 amino acids. The transcript has a single exon. Gene Ontology annotation, biological process: protein phosphorylation. NCBI's taxonomy places the organism in Eukaryota, Viridiplantae, Streptophyta, Magnoliopsida, Malvales, Malvaceae. The record is from RefSeq and is a predicted model, not a curated record.